ACCUCGAACGGAAUCCAUUCAAGUGGUUUGCAAUACUUACUCACGUCCAAAAGGGUGCAACAACCAACGGACAUCCCUUCUCAGCUGGCACCCAGUCAAACCCACCCUCAACGUCCCAGCAAGUGCCACGUAAUACAACAACCCCUCGCUCCAAAAUGACGUCCAUAGAAGAUAUCGACCUCCCCCGCUCCAUCAUCAGCAGAGUCAUCAAGGGUGCUCUCCCAGACGGCGCCCAAGUGCAAAAGGACGCAAAAGCCGCAAUGACAAAAGCCUGCACGGUUUUUAUAAGCUACCUAACAGCAACAGCCCUGGACGUGACGAAAUCCAACGACCGCAAAUCCAUCACUUCCAAUGACGUCUUUAGGGCACUGACUAUCCUCGAGUUUGAUCAGUUUGCGCCGAUGAUCAAGGUUGCUGUUCAGGAAUUCCAACAAAAAGCAAAAGAAAAACGCCAGGAAUACAAACGCAACUUCAAAGCGCGCACCACCACCUCCGCCGGUAACCGCUCGCAGGAUCCCGACGACAAUCCCUCCGACUCCGACGGAGAUGACGACGGUGAUGCGGAGGAGCCCAUGACGAACCAGCAGAUGUUGGAGAACGGUGCAACGAGCAAGAGGGAGUACGGGCAGAUAGGGGAUGGGGGUUCGCUUGAGGAGCCUGAGGCGGGGAAUAAGCGGAGGAAGUGAUUUGUGGAUCAGUUUGCCGUGGAUGGCAUGGGAAUCGUAUAUAAUUUUUUGGGAAGGGGAUAUGUAUGUGAUGUACAGUGCAGUGCGGAGGAUGGGUAUUACAAUACACGCUUU
Messenger RNA from Fimicolochytrium jonesii, 800 nucleotides. RefSeq names its product histone-fold-containing protein. The coding region runs from base 156 to 686 and encodes 176 amino acids. Gene Ontology annotation, biological process: heterochromatin formation; leading strand elongation; DNA damage response. Lineage: Eukaryota; Fungi; Chytridiomycota; Chytridiomycetes; Spizellomycetales; Powellomycetaceae. Gene Ontology annotation, cellular component: CHRAC; epsilon DNA polymerase complex. The record is from RefSeq and is a predicted model, not a curated record. Gene Ontology annotation, molecular function: chromatin DNA binding; protein heterodimerization activity. The transcript has 4 exons.